Messenger RNA from Fusarium vanettenii 77-13-4, 870 nucleotides. RefSeq lists its product as uncharacterized. Lineage: Eukaryota; Fungi; Ascomycota; Sordariomycetes; Hypocreales; Nectriaceae. The transcript is spliced from 6 exons. The coding region runs from base 1 to 870 and encodes 289 amino acids. The record is from RefSeq and is a predicted model, not a curated record.
AUGGUUCGUAUCGAGCGAUUUAGGUCUACCUGGGGCGUUGAGCCGGGUGAAAAUUUUGAAGUCUGGAAGCCGUUGUUUGUGGAGUGGAAGAAACUCGGUUACGGUAAGUCAACAAUGCCUAAAGACUCUUCACCGACCUUGCGAUCUGCCAAAAGCGCGCUGACAAUUAUUCCCUCGAUUGAUCUUCAUAGAAUCUUCUCUGCGUGGCAUCGAUAUCGUGGGCCGCGACCGCGCAACCUCACGCCCGAUGUUCAUCUCGAGGGAUAUCAGGAGGAGCUUCGGCGAGCGCAAGUACUUGACCCAGUCAAGAUUAACGCGCAGUCGGGAGCAGACUUUUGGUCUUGGGAGCAGGCUGCUUACUUCUUCGAGAGGACGCUUCCGAUCGACAAGGAAUUGGGCUUUGAAGGGCGAAUUUGUCACGAAACGCAUCGCAACCGGGGGCUGUUCAACCCAUAUGUGACAGACUACGUGCUCCAGAGGGUGCCAGAGCUUCGCAUUACGGGAGACUUUUCACACUGGAUCGUUGGCUGUGAGAGACUGCUCGACGUCGCUGAAGAAGACCAGGAACUAUUGGACAGAGUCAUCCCUCAUGUGUAUCACAUCCAUACGCGCAUUGGCACGACACAGUCCACCCAGUGCCCAGAGCCACUGGAUCCGGCCUUUGCAGCUGAACGUGCUUUCUUCGAGAAGCUCUGGAUCCGAAUCGUCAAGUCGAGGGCGCAGAGAGACCCUGACAGCGUCAUAACAUUUGUUCCAGAAUAUGGACUCUUCCCCUAUCAUCCCUUCGGGUCGGUACGGACCAGUGCAGAUGUCGCCGACAGCGAGGGUCCGCGCCUGCAAAAGUUAUUUGAGAAUAGCCUUGGCGAAUGA